Sphaeramia orbicularis (orbiculate cardinalfish) is the source of this 2274-nucleotide messenger RNA. RefSeq names its product angiopoietin-related protein 2-like. The record is from RefSeq and is a predicted model, not a curated record. Gene Ontology annotation, biological process: blood coagulation. Bases 355 to 1914 code for a protein of 519 amino acids. Lineage: Eukaryota; Metazoa; Chordata; Actinopteri; Kurtiformes; Apogonidae. The transcript has 5 exons.
GACAGAGGCAGGUCCAGUGUCGAGGAGCAAGAGAAGAAGAAGAAGUGAAGUGGAUUCUGUGAAAGGUCCAGGUUCACUCUCUGAAAGGACUGGAGAGGUGUGAGGCUGCAGAUGAACUGGCUUUAACUGUCUGUUACUGCAGCCUGACUGGACUUUGCUCUUUCCUUUGCAAUAACUGCUCAUAUUUAUUCUAAGGAUUUGUUCUGACAAGUUUUAUCAGACAAAAUACAGAAGGAUGUGGAAUGAAUGUGACUGGUGAGGGGCUGGACUCAAACCUGCCAAAAAGGCAAGGGCUUUAAGGAAACACAGACAAGAAGAGGUACCACCUUGCUGAAGGUGCAGCAGGCCUGCACUAUGAUUCUCCCUGUGAUGGUUUUGUUGGUACUCCUGUUGCUCUCUGGACCACAGUCAUCUCUCCAGGGGGACACCCAGGAAAUGGGAAGCAGUGAUGAGAUCCUGGAAAAAGAAUUCAUCUACCCAACACGUCAAAAACGUGCUGUGCUCGACCAUAGCACCGCUCAAACAGACAAAUGCUCUUACACAUUUAUUGUCCCUCAGCAGAAAAACAAUGGUGCCAUUUGUGUGAACUCUAAGGAGCCCGAUGCCCUGCUGGAGAACCGGGUUAACAAACAGGAGCUGGAGCUGCUCAAUAGUGAGCUCCAGAAGCAGCGGAGGCAGAUCGAGGCGCUGCAGCAGUUGGUGGAGGUGGAUGGGGGCAUGGUUAAUGAGGUGAAGCUUUUGCGGAAAGAGAGCCGCAACAUGAACUCCCGGGUUACGCAGCUCUACAUGCAGCUGCUGCACGAAAUUAUCCGCAAAAGAGACAAUGCUCUGGAGGUGUCACAACUAGAGAUCCGGGUGCUCAACCACACAAAUGAAAUGGGAAGACUAACUGCACGCUACCGUGACUUGGAGCAUAAGUACCAGCACCUGUCGGCCCUCGCCAGCAACCAGAGCGCCCUGUUGGUGCAGCUGGAGGAGCACUGUAAGAGGAGAGGCUACUCGCAUGGCACAGAGCGAGAAAGGAGCCACCCUGUUCGUCACCAACCUCCCAUAAUCCCUCAGCCUCCUGUGCAGAGACCCGCACUGUCUCCUGGGGGCUACAGGCCCUUCCAUCCACCUACCUACACCCGCCACACUAGCAACCCUCUGAAUAAUGAGAUACAGAAUGACCAGAACCCUAAAGCACUGCCACCCCCACCUCCACCCACUAUGCCUGGUGCUACAUACAGCUUCACUAAUGAGCCUUCUGGCCCUUUCAAGGACUGUCUGGAAGCUCUGGAGAGUGGCUACACCACCAGUGGGAUGUACCUCCUGAAACCAGACGAUGCCAACAAACUCAUGCAGGUUUGGUGUGACCAGAGACACGACCCUGGAGGCUGGACCGUCAUCCAAAGACGCCAGGAUGGAUCUGUCAACUUUUUUAGGAACUGGGAGACAUACAAGCAAGGAUUUGGAAACAUAGAUGGUGAAUACUGGUUAGGCCUGGAAAACAUCUACUGGCUGACCAACCAGGGGACCUACAAGCUGCUGGUCAUGCUGGAGGACUGGACUGGGCGCAAGACAUUUGCAGAGUACACCAGCUUUCGCAUCGAGUCGGAGGCUGACUUCUACAGGCUGAGGGUAGGCCGAUACCAUGGCAACGCUGGAGACUCCCUAACUUGGCACAACGGCAAGCAGUUUACCACGCUGGACAGAGACCACGAUGUUUACACAGGUAACUGUGCCCACUACCAGAAAGGAGGAUGGUGGUACAACGCCUGCGCUCACUCCAACCUGAACGGCGUUUGGUAUCGCGGCGGACACUACCGUAGCCGCUACCAGGAUGGGGUCUACUGGGCCGAGUUCAGGGGUGGAGCAUAUUCUCUGAAGAAAGUCACCAUGAUGAUACGACCCAAUGCAAACACCUUUCAUUAAUACUUCAGUUUCUUAAACUGACAGCACAUACUGGACACAUUUCCUCCAAAGGGAUUCCACCUGAGCUUUUCUUUGGUUUAUUCUAGAUCAUCUUUUCUAUACUUGCUUUUCAUCCAUGGCUGAUGGUUACACAAUAGCAUUAUAGCACUAAUACAACAAAUCUAAUAUUAUAUUGCCAUAAUUAGAACACAACACAAUUGCUUCAUCUCAACUUCUGAGAGGAGAGUAGUGAUGUAUCUCUGGUGCCAAUCGCUAUAGUACAGGAUACAACUGACAGCGCUUUAAUGUUAUAUCACUGAAAAACGAAAACCACAACAAGUUACUGUAUAUCCAGAGAUAAAACUGUUUACUAGCAAAAAA